This is a messenger RNA of Solanum dulcamara, 1025 nucleotides long. Its product is annotated as proteasome subunit beta type-1. Gene Ontology annotation, cellular component: proteasome core complex. The record is from RefSeq and is a predicted model, not a curated record. NCBI's taxonomy places the organism in Eukaryota, Viridiplantae, Streptophyta, Magnoliopsida, Solanales, Solanaceae. Bases 112 to 783 code for a protein of 223 amino acids. The transcript is spliced from 7 exons.
GUAUAGUCAGAUGACUUGCUGAAGACGAAUCAUCAGUCUUUCCUUCUUUCUUCAAAUUGAAUCUUCUUCUGCAACCCUAGCUCGAUCUCCCUCUCUACCCAUCGAAUCACCAUGACGAAGCAGCAAGCUAACUGGUCUCCUUAUGACAAUAAUGGCGGAACCUGCGUGGCAGUAGCUGGAGCAGAUUACUGUGUAAUUGCAGCAGAUACUCGCAUGUCCACUGGCUACAACAUUCUUACUCGCGAUUACUCCAAGAUCAUUAAACUAGCGGAUAAAUGUGUGAUGGCUUCAUCAGGAUUUCAGGCUGACGUGAGAGCUUUGCAGAAGGUUUUGGCAUCAAGGCAUCUGAUCUACCAGCACCAGCACAAUAAGCAAAUGAGCUGUCCAGCUAUGGGUCAGCUUCUAUCGAACACACUAUACUACAAACGUUUCUUCCCCUACUAUUCGUUCAAUGUCCUAGGUGGCCUUGACGAUGAAGGAAAGGGGUGUGUCUUCACCUAUGAUGCUGUGGGAUCAUAUGAGAGGGUUGGCUACAGCUCUCAAGGUUCUGGUUCAACUCUGAUCAUGCCUUUCUUGGACAACCAACUGAAGUCUCCUAGCCCUCUGUUGCUUCCUGCUAAAGAUGCUGUUACUCCACUUUCUGAAUCAGAAGCCAUUGAUUUAGUUAAGACAUGCUUUGCUUCAGCAACAGAAAGGGAUAUAUACACUGGUGACAGACUGGAGAUAGUCGUAUUAAAUGCUGAUGGCAUUCGUAGAGAAGGAAUGGAUCUGAGGAAAGACUGAUUUCUUGUGUUUCUUAUCCGAUUAUGAAUGAAUGUAAUGAGAUUAAUUUAAAUUAUGAAAAGAUUGGCAGUUUAAACUAAUUUAGUUUGAAAAGAAAGGUAAGUGGCUUAGAGUGAUUAUUGGUAUUCAUUGUCAGCUCCUGACUGUGGAGUGUCCUUGAGAAUCUCUCUGCUGGGUGGAUUUUAUGUAUUUGGUAAGCUUUCAUCAAAAAGGAAGCCUUUCGGCUCAAAUUGGUGCGUUUA